Penicillium concentricum is the source of this 1137-nucleotide messenger RNA. Its product is annotated as NAD(P)-dependent alcohol dehydrogenase. Lineage: Eukaryota; Fungi; Ascomycota; Eurotiomycetes; Eurotiales; Aspergillaceae. The coding region runs from base 1 to 1137 and encodes 378 amino acids. The record is from RefSeq and is a predicted model, not a curated record. The transcript is spliced from 6 exons. Gene Ontology annotation, molecular function: oxidoreductase activity; zinc ion binding.
AUGACACAAAGCUGCCGUGGGAUUGUCGCAUAUCCGCCGUUAGAAAAUGGCAAACUUGACUUCCGGCUGGAGGAGCUCUCGAUCCGUGACAUUGAAGACGAUGAAUGCUUAGUUGAGCUGGUGGCUACUGGACUCUGUCACACCGAUCUGGGGGUUGCCGCACGGCCGGAUGCCACCUUCCCGAGAGUUCUAGGCCAUGAAGGUGCCGGAUACCUGAGAAAGAUUGGUAGCAAGGUGAACCGUUCACCAAUGAAUCUCCAGGAAGGGGACCCUGUGCUCCUGUCAUUUGCUUUUUGCAAUACAUGUUCAAGUUGCCGGUCUGGACAUCCAUCAUAUUGCCGAUCGGCUCUGAAGGUAAACUUUGCUCACCCGGGACGAGACACCUACAGAUUGGAAGGGAAGGAUAAGACGGUAGUUGGUGGUUUCUUCGGCCAGUCCAGUAUGGGAAGUCUAGCCGUUGUGGAUAUCAGCUGCAUUGUCAGCUUAGCUGGCGUCGUGAAAAGUCGUGACGAACUGAAAUUGUUCGCUCCGUUCGCAUGUGGGUUCCAAACUGGGGCUGGCACCGUUGAGAACCUUGGCAAAGCUAUGCCUAGUGAUUCGGUAGCUAUAAUCGGCGUCGGAGGAGUAGGGCUUACUGGUAUUAUGGCUGCGAAAAUCAUUGGUUGCAAGAAGAUUAUUGCGAUCGAUAGAAUUUCUGAUCGACUUUCCCUGGCACGAGAUUUAGGUGCAACCCAUGUGAUCGACAGUAGUGCGCUUGUGGGCAACCUAGAAGACGCCGUUCGAAGCAUCACAGAUGACCUUGGUUCUUCUUUAACAAUUGAUACUACUGGCAACCUUUCAGUCAUUCAGUCAGCACUUAAUAUGACGAGUAUAAUGGGAAGAAUGAUUUUGUUGGGAAUGUCGAGAGAGUCACUGAAUAUCGAUCUAACGAAGUUCAAACUGUCAGGGCAAGUUCUCCUCGGCAGUGUCCAAGGCGAUGUGAUUCCAUCACAGUUUAUUGCGCAAAUGAUCAAGUGGUACAGAGCUGGUAAUUUCCCGAUUGAAAAGCUGGUUCACUUUUAUGAGGCGAAGGAAUUUGAUACUGCUGUAGCCGAUAUGAAAAGUGGGAAAACCGUGAAACCUGUCAUCCUAUGGUAA